AUGGAGUGUUGGGUUAAGGUCGAAGGUAAAACAGAGAAAAAAAAACCCUUAUUACUUGAGAAUCUGCUAAAAGUUUAUGCUGAGCACAUGAUGUUCCUAUUCCUGAGAAGCUCGACACACAACGUUGCUGCAGCAAGCCCUUCUACACGUAAUAUUCUAAGUAGAUUACUUACCCUUGAACAACAGGUGACUUCUUCAAACAUACUGGCAACUUAUUCUCAUUAUCGGAAUCUACUGUUGGAUCCAGUAAUGAAGGAACCAAGGGCGCAAUUUUAUGAUAUUGUAAUUGCAUGUAAAAAAAGCUUUUUCCAAAUUGAUAUUUUUAGAACUAUGCUUGAAUUAUCAAAGGAAGAACCAAUAUCUUAUGAAGAACAACAAAUUGCUAAAGUCUUGGAUAAGGCUUAUUCGCAUCAUUUAGAACAAGGAAGCGUUGAAGCAUUGCAUUCUCAUUUACUAAAAAUCUUAGUAGUGUUUACCCCGAUGUGUUGA
Molecule: messenger RNA, 489 nt
Organism: Dentiscutata erythropus
Lineage: Eukaryota; Fungi; Glomeromycota; Glomeromycetes; Diversisporales; Gigasporaceae
Source: the annotation of a GenBank genome assembly